Pogoniulus pusillus (Red-fronted tinkerbird) is the source of this 6095-nucleotide messenger RNA. It is a transcript of the gene CFTR, whose product is annotated as CF transmembrane conductance regulator. Gene Ontology annotation, molecular function: chloride channel activity; ABC-type transporter activity; ATP binding. Gene Ontology annotation, biological process: chloride transmembrane transport; bicarbonate transport. The record is from RefSeq and is a predicted model, not a curated record. The transcript is spliced from 28 exons. Gene Ontology annotation, cellular component: apical plasma membrane; cytosol; plasma membrane. The coding region runs from base 245 to 4867 and encodes 1540 amino acids. NCBI's taxonomy places the organism in Eukaryota, Metazoa, Chordata, Aves, Piciformes, Lybiidae.
GCCGCAGUUCUCGCGGGUCUCAGGUGUUGCAGGCGGACGGUCGGUGUGCUGAGCAGGCUCCGCGGCGGGUAGCUGCGCGCUCGGGAGGCGAGGGGCUCUCCAUGCCCCGUGAGGUGGGUUCUACUAGCUGCGCUGUCCUCGCCUACCCGGAGCGAGGGCAAAAAGCAUGUCCGGAGAGGAAUAAUUUUCUCCCCUGGACAGAAGAGGGACUUCGUGUUAGAAAGAGACUGGAGACCUGGCUGGGAUGACUCGUGAAGAGAAGUCGACAGAGCAGAGGCGGGGAGAGGAGUCGGGGCAGGCGGUGACAUCAGAGUCGGCCGGGCGGAUAAGGUGGGAGAGCCGCAGGAGCAGAGUGAGUGAGACGCCAGUGCUUAGCGGCUGCCGCCGGUCGCUGCGCACCGCAGCUGAGGGCAACAUGCAGAGGUCCCCCCUGGAGAAGGCGAACAUCUUCUCCAAACUUCUCUUCAGAUGGACAAAGCCAAUAUUGAGGAAGGGUUACAGACGACGGUUGGAGCUGUCAGAUAUUUAUCAAAUCCCUUCUGCAGACUCUGCUGAUAAUCUUUCUGAAAAGCUAGAAAGAGAGUGGGACAGAGAGCUGGCAACUUCAAAGAAAAAACCCAAACUUAUUAAUGCUCUGCGACGAUGCUUUUUCUGGAAGUUUAUGUUUUAUGGAAUAAUAUUAUAUUUAGGGGAAGUAACAAAAUCUGUGCAACCACUUGUGCUAGGAAGAAUAAUAGCUUCUUAUGAUCCAGACAACUCUGAUGAAAGAUCCAUAGCCUACUACCUGGGCAUUGGCUUGUGCCUUCUCUUCCUUGUGAGAACACUGCUCAUACAUCCUGCUGUAUUUGGCCUUCAUCAUAUAGGAAUGCAAAUGAGGAUAGCUAUGUUUAGCUUGAUUUAUAAGAAGAUAUUAAAACUGUCAAGCAGAGUUCUAGAUAAAAUAAGUACUGGACAACUGGUCAGUCUUCUUUCCAACAAUCUGAACAAAUUUGAUGAGGGUCUUGCUCUGGCUCAUUUUGUAUGGAUUGCACCUUUACAAGUGGCACUGUUGAUGGGACUGCUCUGGGAUAUGUUAGAAGCCUCUGCAUUUUCUGGACUUGCUUUUCUAAUAGUCCUGGCCAUCUUCCAAGCCUGGCUGGGACAAAGGAUGAUGAAAUACAGGAAUAAGAGGGCAGGAAAGAUCAACGAGAGACUUGUCAUCACAUCAGAAAUAAUUGAAAACAUUCAGUCGGUUAAAGCCUACUGUUGGGAAGAUGCAAUGGAGAAAAUGAUUGAAAGCAUCCGUGAAACUGAGCUGAAACUUACCCGAAAAGCUGCUUAUGUGAGAUAUUUCAACAGCUCAGCCUUCUUCUUCUCAGGCUUUUUUGUGGUGUUUUUAGCUGUACUUCCAUAUGCUGUGACCAAAGGAAUUAUUCUCCGCAAAAUAUUCACCACCAUCUCCUUCUGCAUUGUUCUUCGAAUGACAGUGACCAGGCAGUUUCCUGGGUCUGUGCAGACCUGGUAUGACUCUAUUGGAGCAAUAAACAAAAUACAGGAUUUCUUGCUGAAGAAAGAAUAUAAAACCCUGGAGUAUAAUCUAACAACCACUGGGGUUGAGCUGGACAAAGUAACAGCAUUUUGGGAUGAGGGAGUUGGAGAGCUGUUCAUAAAAGCAAACCAGGAAAACAACAACAGCAAAGCUCCUAGCACUGACAACAGUCUCUUCUUCAGUAAUUUUCCCCUUCAUGCCUCUCCUGUUCUUCAAGAUAUAAAUUUCAAGAUUGAGAGGGGAGAGUUAUUAGCUGUUUCUGGAUCUACUGGAGCAGGCAAGACUUCUCUUCUGAUGUUGAUAAUGGGAGAAUUGGAGCCUUCACAGGGUAAAAUUAAACAUAGUGGAAGGAUAUCCUUCUCGCCUCAAGUCUCUUGGAUCAUGCCCGGAACAAUAAAGGAGAACAUAAUUUUUGGUGUUUCUUACGAUGAAUACCGGUACAAGAGCGUCGUCAAAGCCUGCCAACUAGAAGAGGACAUCUCCAAGUUCCCAGACAAAGAUUAUACAGUGCUUGGUGAGGGUGGGAUCAUUCUGAGUGGAGGACAGCGAGCACGAAUCUCACUAGCAAGAGCAGUGUACAAAGACGCUGAUUUGUAUCUCCUGGAUUCUCCUUUUGGACAUUUGGAUAUUUUUACAGAAAAAGAGAUAUUUGAAAGCUGCGUGUGCAAGUUGAUGGCAAAUAAAACUCGGAUCUUGGUUACUUCAAAACUGGAACAUUUAAGGAUUGCUGACAAAAUAUUAAUUUUACAUGAGGGGAGCUGCUAUUUUUAUGGAACAUUUUCUGAGCUCCAAGGUCAACGGCCAGAAUUCAGCUCGGAGCUGAUGGGAUUUGAUUCUUUUGAUGAGUUCAGCGCGGAGAGAAGAAAUUCAAUUCUAACCGAGACUCUCCGUCGGUUUUCCAUCGAAGGAGAAGGCAUGGGACCACGGAAUGAAAUAAAGAAGCAGCCUUUUAAACAAACAUCAGAUUUUAAUGACAAAAGGAAGAACUCCAUCAUCAUUAACCCCCUCAAUGCAAGUAGGAAGUUUUCGGUGGUGCAGAAGAAUGGGAUCCAGGUCAAUGGGAUAGAGGAUGACCCACCAGAAAGGAGGCUCUCACUGGUACCUGACUUGGAACAGGGAGAUGUAGGCAUGCUCCGGAGCAGCAUGCUGAACACUGACCAUGUGCUGCAAGGUCGGAGGAGGCAGUCUGUGUUAAACUUGAUGACAGGAGGCACCUCUGUGAACUAUGGACCAAACUUUCCCAAAAAAGGCAGUACAACAUUCCGGAAGAUGUCUGUGGUGCCUCAGGCAAACCUGUCCUCUGAGAUAGAUAUCUACACCAGGCGCUUGUCUCGAGACAGUGUCUUGGACAUAACUGAUGAAAUCAGUGAAGAGGAUUUGAAGGAAUGCUUCACUGAUGAUGCUGAAAGCAUGGGUACUGUUACCACAUGGAAUACCUAUUUCAGAUACGUUACCAUCCACAAAAACUUGAUCUUUGUUCUGAUUUUCUGUGUGACUGUCUUCUUAUUUGAGGUAGUUGCUUCUCUUGCUGGGUUAUGGUUUCUGAAAAAGACAGCUUUGAGAGCAAAUGGAACGCAAUCAAACAACAGUACCUCUGAUAAACCUCCUGUGAUUGUCACUGACACUAGCAGCUACUACAUCAUCUAUAUCUAUGUGGGAGUGGCAGACACCCUGCUUGCCAUGGGAAUAUUCAGAGGUUUGCCCCUUGUGCAUACACUCAUAACAGUGUCCAAAACUCUCCAUCAAAAAAUGGUUCAUGCAGUUCUUCAUGCCCCUAUGUCAGCAUUCAACUCUUGGAAAGCAGGUGGUAUGCUUAACAGAUUCUCAAAAGAUACAGCAGUACUGGAUGACUUGCUUCCACUUACAGUAUUUGACUUCAUUCAGUUAAUACUGAUUGUGAUUGGCGCUAUAACAGUAGUCUCAAUAUUACAACCCUACAUCUUCCUGGCAUCAGUGCCUGUGAUAGCAGCCUUUAUUGUGUUAAGGGCAUACUUCCUCCACACUUCUCAGCAGCUGAAACAACUGGAAUCUGAAGCUCGGAGUCCAAUAUUUACCCAUCUUGUUACAAGCUUGAAAGGGCUGUGGACACUGAGAGCUUUCGGACGGCAGCCGUAUUUUGAGACCUUAUUUCACAAAGCCCUGAACCUGCACACUGCAAACUGGUUUCUCUACCUGUCAACACUGCGCUGGUUCCAGAUGAGGAUAGAAAUGAUUUUUGUUGUCUUUUUUGUUGCUGUGGCAUUCAUCUCUAUCAUAACUACAGGUGAUGGCCCAGGUAGAGUUGGCAUUAUUCUUACAUUAGCUAUGAACAUCAUGGGAACCUUGCAGUGGGCAGUAAACUCAAGCAUAGAUGUGGAUAGUUUGAUGCGCUCUGUCGGACGAAUAUUCAAAUUCAUUGACAUGCCAACAGAAGAGAUGAAAACCAUGAAACCACGGAAGAACAACCAUCUUUCAGAUACCCUUGUAAUUGAAAACAAGCAUGUGAGGGAAGAGAAGAACUGGCCAUCUGGGGGGCAAAUGAUUGUGAAAGAUCUUACAGCCAAAUACGGGGAAGGAGGAGCUGCUGUGUUAGAAAACAUUUCCUUUUCAAUAAGUUCAGGGCAGAGGGUGGGCCUUUUAGGAAGAACUGGCUCAGGAAAAAGCACUUUACUUUUUGCAUUUUUAAGACUGCUGCAUACGGAGGGGGAUAUCCAGAUUGAUGGAGUCUCCUGGAACAUGGUCACCGUGCAGCAGUGGAGAAAGGCAUUUGGAGUGAUUCCUCAGAAAGUGUUCAUAUUUUCUGGAACUUUUCGGAUGAAUUUGGAUCCUUAUGGGCAGUGGAAUGAUGAAGAAAUAUGGAAAGUUGCAGAGGAGGUUGGGCUGAAGUCUGUAAUUGAGCAAUUUCCAGGCCAGCUUGAUUUCGUUCUUGUGGAUGGAGGCUGUGUCCUCAGCCAUGGCCACAAACAGCUGAUAUGUCUUGCCCGGUCAGUUCUCAGCAAAGCUAAAAUCUUGCUGCUCGAUGAACCAAGUGCUCACCUGGACCCUGUAACUUCCCAAGUGAUCAGAAAGACCCUGAAGCAUGCAUUUGCCAACUGCACGGUGAUACUCUCUGAACACAGGCUGGAGGCGAUGCUGGAGUGCCAGCGGUUUUUAGUAAUCGAGGACAAUAAAUUGCGGCAGUAUGAGUCCAUUCAGAAGCUGCUGAAUGAAAAGAGCUCCUUCAGGCAAGCCAUCAGCCACGCGGAUCGCCUUAAGCUACUCCCGGUACAUCACAGAAACUCCAGCAAACGCAAACCUCGACCCCAAAUCACUGCCUUGCGGGAGGAGACGGAGGAAGAAGUGCAGGAGACAAGGCUGUGAGACGUGGUGUGGGCACUCUCUUUGUGGACUGAAUCGCUGGCAGUGCCCCACAGUGACAGGAGCAGCACUUCUGAAUCUGCGGGAGCCACGCACAAUCUGAACCUCGCAGGAGGUGUUCACUGCAGCGGCUACACUCGGGAAUCGCUUCCCUCCCGUGGCUAACAGCGCACAAGUUAGUGCAUGCUUUGAAAUUUUGCCACUUUUAAUGGUGAAAGCAGAUUUUCUUUGCAAAGCUGCUCUGAUUUGGUACAAACGAGAUGGCAAGCAGAAGUAACCUGCCGGGUCCCACACAGUAAUUUCAGCAAACUUCUAGAAUCGCUCUGGCUGAGGUGAGAGGACCAGAUAGCAGCAAGAAGAAUGUCAGAAGAAAUAAUCCAAUCUGGGUGAAAAAUAGAAAAAUCAGAACCUAAAAAGAUUCUUUGGAUUCACUUCCUGCAAACGAAUUAAGGGACAAAUCUCAAGCAAGGCGCACAGAAAACUUCCUCCUCUUUGUUUUCCAUGCAGCAACUAAGUUCAAAUCAGCAGGACAGGCCAAGUGCCCUUUCAUAACAGCGCACAGCUCCGUGUGCGUAGGUGAGAAUGAAGGACGAGAGGAUAUUGACUUGCAAGCCAGUCAACAUCUGUCACUUCUCCACGGUUAAGGGAGGAUUGGUAUUUCCUUCUAAAACCUAGGAGGCUGUCAACCCAACCCUGUACACACUCCCAGUGGGAUGAGUGCAGGCUGACGUCAGUGUGUAGUGAAAGGUAGGACAUCUGUCAGUGGAUCUCUUCAUAUAAAGUCUGCAUAGGUCUGGCACCUUUACAUGCUCUCUACUCUGGUCUAAAACCACAACCAAACCUAUCAAAACUAGACUUUAAUAAUGAAAUUAAUUUUGAUACUCUUCUGGUUGGCAGUUUUAUGAUGAAACUGAACUUUCUCUAGGAUAUUUUAUUUAUUUUAAUAUGGUUGCAAACAUUUGCUAAGGAAAUGAUGUUAUUUUAAGAGUGAUUAUGUACCAUAAAGAAAAAAAAAUACAUUUGUACAAAAAGUUUUAUAUUUGGAUUGUUUGGGGGUAGGGUGGGUUUGCUACUAGUCUUUGAUGUUAUGAUAGAGCUGUUAAAAACGAGGGCAGCCCUAGAGUUAGGCCAGGUGCUGCCCGAUGCUGUCUUUGUGCAAUUCUAGUGAUUAGGCGGUUUAGAUCAUUUUUUUUUUCCCUUGAAAUAAAGAAACAACCAAAAUGUAAACGAA